GCGAUAUAUCGGGACGCGGCCGCGGAUGUGAAUGGUCUCCGACGAUCGGGAUCGAAGAAACGCGCGUCGCUCGUGGCAGAUAAAACCGGACUUGCAUUCAGUGAGUAACGAGUCUUCGAGUGGCAGUUCUGCUGGCUGCAACCGCACUCACCACCGUGUGCCAUUUAGUGUCCAACAGGGACCAGAAACUUUCGAUAAUUGUUUCCACUCUGAUCAACCGUUAACCGUUCGGAACCAGUGAUCCCGAUUACCACUUUCAAGAUCAAAGAAAAUAAAUUAAAUUCGUUUCUUUCUGCACGAAUUUUCGCGCACCCUUCGAAAGACGAAAUCAGAUAGUUACCAUUUUUUGUGAAAGGAAAUAUUUAUUUUCGGAGUUCCUCAUAGGGCAUUUCGGUCAACGACACCGCGAGUGGCUUUUGCGAAAGUAUCGGGAAAUUGCAGGAUAGGAUUGCAGUCGCCAGUGAAAGGAAUUACGAAUAGAUUUUCAUUGGUACACAGUGGAUCGAUGAAAUUUUUAGCAAUUUUGAAGAUUGUCGACUGAUUUAAUUUGAGAAAUAACGUUUGCAAAUUUCGAAUCGAUACUUCGAAGAGGAUCGAUUCAUUUUUUGGAGAUAGUUUGCUGAUCGUGCGAAUGGGGGAAAUAAGGGGACUAUAUGGAAUAUACGUGGGAAGCGAAUGUAUGGGACGUGGUCGGAGAAUUUGAGAAUAGAAGUUUUCUUAAUUGCAGAAAGGUCGAUUGGUUGCUUUGGAAACAAGUUUUGUUCGUACACUUGGGAGACUUUUGGUUCAUGUCGUUUGUCCUGGGCAUGUGGGAAAUACUCUUGUGGGAGGAAUUGGAGUUCGAUUGAAAAUCGAGGAAAUACACUAAUCACACUAGUCAUAAAGAAAAAGUUAAAAGAGAUAAACUACCAAUUUAACGUAUCCAGUUAUAUCUCACUAUAUCUCGGCGUCGGAUUAAUUUGAAGAAGUCUUUAUCAGAAAGGGGGAAAGAAAAAAAGGACAAGACACAGGCUACCUGUAAAGCAGUGUAUUAAAGGAUUAAGCAUUGCUGGUUCGAGAUAAAAAAAGAGACUAUCGCGAUAAGAGGCGAUCUAACAUUUUACGAUACAAAAUUGCUUGAAUAUCUUAUAUUGCGACGCAAAAUUUGAGAAAAUUUCAUCAACGGAUUAAAAUGAGUAAUGUAAACGGAACGAGUAAUUCAAACGGGCAUGUGGACAAACAUUCAGAGGCGAAGAUGGAGCCUGACAUUGCGGAAGAAAAAAGGCGGGGGAAAAAAGGAGUCACUUAUCAGAUAAUUAUGUCUUUGUGUGCAAAUUCCUCUGUUUUGGGCCCAGCCAUGGCUUUCGGUUACAGUGCUGUGGCACUGGGGCCAUUAAUGGCGCCCAUGAGUGACGUCAAAAUUGAUAAGGUUCAAGCAAAUUGGAUAGCCACCGUGACGGCGCUGGGAAUUCCGUUUGGCUGCAUAUUGUCCAGUUACACCAUGAGACGCGGAAGGAGACUGAGCCUGCUGACAACAUCAAUCGUCUCGGUUGUCGGCUGGCUUGUCAUUUACUUCUCUGGGACAUACGAACAGAUCAUUGUGGGCAGAAUAAUUUCCGGAAUCGCGACCGGUUCGGCCUCGGUCCCGGCGACUGUUUACAGCGCGGAAGUCGCCUCUCCGAAGUGGCGCGCCACAAUGGUCACAUGGACCAGCGUGGCCAUUGCCGUCGGUGUCCUGAUUGUUUACGUUUUCGGCUACCUGUUCAAGGACAACUGGCGAUUGGUGGCUUUGAUGUGUGCCCUAUUCCCACUGCUCUCGGGCACGGUGACCUUGGCCGUCGUCCCAGAAACCCCGAUCUGGUUGCGGGACCGAGGUCGUCUAGACGAGGCGCUGGAGUCCCUGAAGAGAUUCCGCGGCAUUCCAAAAAAUACACCCCCCUCGCCGGAGCUGCUGCAAGAACUGCGACGACGACCGCAGAAGAAGAAGCAGAACCUGCUGAAACAUCUGCUGAAGAGGAACGCGUUGGUGCCGUUCACCAUUAUGCUCAGUUAUUUCUUCUUCCAGCAGUUCUCCGGGAUCUUCGUGGUGGUCUAUUACGCGGUGGAUAUUAUUCGAAGCGCUGGUAUUACGAUAGACCCUUAUCUAGGGGCGGUUCUGAUAGGAUUCACCAGGUUGGUGGGCAGCGUACUGGUGGCCUGCAUGUCCAGGAAAUUCGGACGACGAAUACCUUCGAUCGUUUCCGGUUUAGGGAUGACGAUCUUCAUGGCGAUACUGUCCGUUUAUCUAGUGAUGGACGAUAAAGGUUACGUCAUAAAGGAUGGUGGUAUGAUACCGGUAAUUUGUGUGCUUAUGUAUAUAUUUACCAGCACCCUUGGCUUCCUGGUGGUUCCUUUCGCUAUGGUGGGUGAGGUUUAUCCCCCGAAGGUGAAGGAAGUGUUGACAGGACUGACCACCUGCGUAGGAUACAUCUUCAGCUCGAUCACCGUUAAAACUUAUCCGGAUAUGGAGGCCACGAUGGGCAGACACGGUGUGUUCAUCUUCUUCACGGCGUUGUCGCUGUUAGGCACGUUGUUCGUUGCGUUCUUCCUGCCUGAAACCAAAGGCAAAACCCUGAUCGAGAUCGAAGAAAUGUUCUCCAAGAAGAAGGACGCUGUCGAUCCGCAGGAGAAAGAGAGGAUGGUGGACCUGAAAGACGUUACUGCAGGAGUAUAGACUCUCUUGUGAUUUCACUUUGUUCGAAAAAAUGUGGAAACUAAUUGUUAAAUUAGUUCUUGUUUGAAUUGGAAAUUUAGACUGCUGCUCGAAGCCGGCGUCUCUUUUUAAAAAGCUUCGACAGUCGAUCGAGGAUAGAAUUUGAGCCUGAAAAAAGAAAGAAUGUGAUUAGAUACUGCUCGAGAAUGUUUAAAAUCGAUUUAUAUUAUGGAAUUUGUGAGAGCAGUUUAUAAUUUCUUAAUUGCUUUGUCCCAGUUGGGGCAAGAGAUAAUAAAAGAUGAUAAAAGAUUGCGAAUACUACCUAGAAAUAUUUGGGAUUUAUAAAAAGUUUUGUGAAGAAACGAAUUUGCAUUUAAACUAGUCCAGUAUACGUUUGGAUACAAAAUUGUACUAGCUAUGUCUCGCUUAAAAAUAGUAUUGCCAUACGUAUGUGCAGCUUUUUUUAUUUAACAAAUUAACAUUAAUACGUGAAAUUACCAUGCUAACAAUGAUUAUCUGCCGUCUGUGUUCACAUACUUUUACUAUAACUUAAGAAUUAUUUAAUAUUAAAUCAAUGUUAUACUACUAUCAGGGCAUAUUAAGUAAAAGGAAACAUUUUUAUACCGUUAAGAAGGUGUUUAAUAUUAUAAAAGACACUAAUCUUGUAUAAUGUUGCGUUUUGUAACAUCGAUAAUUUACAAAUAAAUUAUU
Molecule: messenger RNA, 3382 nt
Organism: Colletes gigas
Lineage: Eukaryota; Metazoa; Arthropoda; Insecta; Hymenoptera; Colletidae
Product: facilitated trehalose transporter Tret1-2 homolog
Exons: 6
Coding region: 1172-2692 (506 amino acids)
Biological process (GO): transmembrane transport
Cellular component (GO): membrane
Molecular function (GO): transmembrane transporter activity
Source: RefSeq, a predicted model, not a curated record